Megalops cyprinoides (Indo-Pacific tarpon) is the source of this 863-nucleotide messenger RNA. RefSeq names its product T-cell surface glycoprotein CD3 gamma chain-like. The record is from RefSeq and is a predicted model, not a curated record. Gene Ontology annotation, cellular component: alpha-beta T cell receptor complex; external side of plasma membrane. Gene Ontology annotation, molecular function: transmembrane signaling receptor activity. Gene Ontology annotation, biological process: positive thymic T cell selection; cell surface receptor signaling pathway. The transcript is spliced from 5 exons. NCBI's taxonomy places the organism in Eukaryota, Metazoa, Chordata, Actinopteri, Elopiformes, Megalopidae. Bases 1 to 381 code for a protein of 126 amino acids.
AUGUCUUGUGGUGGUAAAUGGAAAAUUGAAAAUGGAACUGACAAACUGAGUCUGACAUAUGAGGAUGCAAACUCAAAUGAGUACACAUGUGAGAAGCAAAACUCCAUAAAAAUCUUUGUGAAAUUUCGAACCUGCGACAACUGUAUCGAGUUGGAUCCGUCCACUGUGUCCGGGAUUCUCGUGGGAGACCUUGUGGCCACGGUUCUGAUCGGGGUGGCCGUCUACUUCAUUGCCUCGCAGCCUAAGGGCAAGCAGGUCUACCGUGGCAGCAAAGCAUCUGACCGUCAGAACCUCAUUCAGAACCAGCAGAAUGACACCUACCAGCCCCUGACUCAAGGCCAUUCUUCAGAGUACAGCCAGCUGGAGAAACGGAAGAGAUAGAGGUCAUCGCCAUACCAACUAAACAACCCUGUAGUCAACCCCCUGACCCCCCCACCCGCCUGCAACUAUAGCGCUGAAGCCCUGUAUUUACCCUCCUAGCACCAUGCGCAAUAUUCCUUCACUACCAGAAAUACCCUGGUAUUACCCUGAGAAAUACAGAGAGCUGGGUUUCUUUCCAAUCAGAAUGGUAUAUCCCACUUUUUAGUUUUUAUUACCAUACUCACAUUAUACAUCCUAUUUUUUGAUAUGAUCACAAAGUGUUUAUUUGUUGCCCUUGCAUCGUUAUGCUCGGGAUCCCCAGGAAACUAAGUAGAUGGACGCUUAUUCUUUCUGUGUAAAUAAUCUGACAUUGUUUCACUAACAGGACAUACCUGUACUCAGAAAAGGCCAUGCUUUACUGCCUUAUGCUGUAUAAAAUGGUUUCUAGAGUGUAUUCAUGUUAAUUAUGGUCACUCUCUCCUUUUUUUUAGAAAUGUGCAUUU